CUCUUUCACUCACUCUUGCAUUUAUCUCUUCCGGUCUUCUCGUGUCUGCGUUUGUGUCUAUGGUUGCAGAAAAGAAAAUAACCGAAGCUUUAAAGUUUAAACCAAGUCAAUGCACACACUCUCUCUCUCCCUCUCCUGGAAGGUCUUAAAGAGUUCCCGAGAAACCCAACGAAAAAGCUUAUCCCGUGACUUUUUAUCCUUUCUUCUCUCUCUUUUCCCUUCGGUUCCGUUUUCUGAAGGAAGAAAGUAAUCUCAUCUUUUUCUUGUAAUUCGCUCUCCAGUCCCUCGUUCACCCUCGUUCAAUCCGCUGACGAGGAGGGAGAAGAGACAGUCCGAAAGAAGGAGACUUCCUUUUGUGUUUUGUGUCCAUGGGGGCUUGCUGGAGCUCUCGAAUCAAGGCAGAGAGUAGUCCAUCUAACACAGGGGUGAAUUCAAAGCAUGUUAGCAAAGAUGGAACUGAACUAAGUGGUACAAUUAGCAAGGUCUCCUCUGUUUCCGUGCCUCAAACCCCUCGGAGUGAGUGUGAGAUUUUGGAGUCCACUAAUUUAAAGAGCUUUAGCUUUGGCGAACUCAAAAUGUCCACCAGAAACUUCCGACCUGAUAGUGUCCUGGGAGAAGGGGGAUUUGGUUCGGUCUUUAAGGGGUGGAUAGAUGAACAUGCAUUUACAGCUACCAAGCCUGGCAGUGGAAUCGUUAUCGCUGUUAAAAGGCUCAAGCAAGAAAGUUUCCAGGGCCACAGAGAAUGGUUGGCAGAAGUUAACUAUUUGGGGCAGCUGUAUCAUCCCAAUCUUGUAAAAUUGAUUGGCUACUGCUUAGAAGAUGAACACCGGCUUUUAGUGUAUGAAUUUAUGGCCCGUGGAAGUUUGGAGAAUCAUCUGUUCAGGAGGGGUUCUUACUUCCAACCACUUUCUUGGAACCUCCGCAUGAAGGUUGCUCUUGAUGCUGCAAAGGGGCUUGCAUUUCUUCAUGGUGCUGAGACAAAAGUUAUAUAUCGUGAUUUCAAGACUUCUAAUAUUCUUCUAGAUUCGAACUACAAUGCAAAACUUUCUGAUUUUGGUUUGGCCAAAGAUGGUCCAACUGGUGAUAAGAGCCAUGUCUCUACUAGAGUCAUGGGGACCUAUGGAUAUGCAGCUCCAGAGUACCUGGCUACAGGUCAUCUUACUGCCAAGAGCGAUGUAUACAGCUUUGGUGUUGUUCUCCUGGAACUGUUAUCAGGUCGACGAGCUAUAGACAAAAACCGGCCAUCUGGAGAGCACAAACUAGUGGAAUGGGCCAAGCCUUGUUUGACAAACAAACGUAAACUUUUCCGUGUUCUAGACACACGUCUGGAAGGGCAGUACUCAUUGAAUGGAGCCCAAAAGGUAGCAGACCUUGAUCUCCAAUGUCUCUCCACAGAAGCCAAGUUAAGGCCAAACAUGGAUGAGGUGGUAACAGCAUUGGAGCAGCUUCAAGACACCAAAGAUGUAAGUACUCAGAAUGGGGACAACCCAAAACGGCAAAACUACUCCAUGGGUGGAGCCAAGUCCCGCAGAAGAAGUGCAGAUGAAGUUUCUAAUCGGAAAGCAGCUGCUUAUCCCAGGCCAUCUGCUUCACCCCUUUACGCUUGAAAGCCAAGGAAAUAACUUGAUUCACUUGUAAUCGUUCCCAAUGAGAGAAAUUUCAGGAACUCAGGUAUGUAGUGUACCUGAAAUUGUUCGAUUGAUGUAUAGUUCUUGUUUUGGCCAAUGUAUUCGAAGUCAACCAUAUGUAAUCAUGUUAUGCUUGUUGUGUCUAGAAUCUGAGGAACAUGAGUAAAUUAAGAAAAGAGGUUUACCAACAAAGUCUGUAACGGGAUUCAUAUUAUCUUUGGGAAGAAGGGGGUCCUUAGUUUAUGAGAAUAGAAAUGAGAGGUGGUGUAACUGAUUUUACAUAGAUGAAAAUCCUUUUUAUCCA
Molecule: messenger RNA, 1932 nt
Organism: Macadamia integrifolia
Lineage: Eukaryota; Viridiplantae; Streptophyta; Magnoliopsida; Proteales; Proteaceae
Product: receptor-like cytoplasmic kinase 176
Exons: 7
Coding region: 369-1607 (412 amino acids)
Biological process (GO): protein phosphorylation
Molecular function (GO): protein kinase activity; ATP binding
Source: RefSeq, a predicted model, not a curated record